GUUGCCGUUUUGUUUACAAUCUCAUUUGCGCAGCUUCCGGGUUGCCGGACGCCGCGGAUGAAUCUGCAUCGUAGCGCUCAGGCUCAGCGGGCUUUUCAGCAAGCGACGGCGCACGCCUCCCCUCGCCGCGGAGGAGUGCCGACGACGGUCCAGUUGAAUUUCUGCUAAUUUGACGAUAAAGCACCUCCGUGUCCUCGAGUUCUGGCGGGCGAGGAGCCAAGGCGCCGGGUCCAGUCUUCUCGAAGCGCACCUCAACCGGUCGGUUGUAAUGGUUUUAGUCUCGGGUGCUUGGAAGUGGAGGAAAAUCUAAAAUGAUACACAACGUUACCAGUGCGACGUAGUAAAGUAGUCCCAUACGCAGCUUGAUGCUGGCUGACUGACUCCACGCAGAGUCGUGGCCCUUAAUCCGGUUCGGGUCCACUUGUACCCCAACAGGAGCGUGUGUACACGCGCGGCGAAGGGAAGAGCGAUGGAGGCGGCGGCUCCGGCGGGAUGCGGUGACUCGGCGGCGCCCGGCGUCGAGGAAGGGGAGACGCGCGUUGGCCUCUAGGUCGGACGUACGGGCGGAGUUCCAGAUUUUCCAAGGUCGAGAGAUGGGGGACAGCUACGUGUACCGGAGGCUUCCCUACGCCAGGGGGGGGGAGGAGGCCGACGAGGAGGACGCCGAGCAGAGGGCGAGGAGGAUGCCGGAGAGCGCCGGGAGGCAAACGAUGCCGGGCGAGGAGGGCACCGAGUGGCUCCUGGAACUUCUGACGGACGUCCAGCUGCAGCAGUACUUCCUGCGCAUCCGCGACGAGCUCAACGUCACGCGCCUCUCGCACUUCGACUACGUCAAGAACGAAGACCUGGAGAAGAUCGGCAUGGGCCGCCCCGGUCAGAGGAGGCUGUGGGAGGCCGUCAAGAGGAGACGAGCCCUUUACAAACGCAAGUCCUGGAUGAGCAAGGUGUUUCCCGUCAAGCGUCCCGACGCCGACUCCCAGCCGGCCCUCUCGCUCGGGCCGGCGGCGGCCGGCGGGUCUGCGUCCGCCGGGGACUCCGCGGCCUCGCUCACCUGCCUGAUCCGAGAGGCGGAGCUUCAGCUCUUUGAGCGCCUGGGCGACGGCACCUUCGGGGUGGUGCGUCGCGGCGAGUGGAGCGCCCCCAGCAGUCGAGUGCUGUCUGUGGCGGUGAAGUGUCUCAAGGCCGGCGUGCUGGAAUCGGACGGUCUGGACGACUUCAUCAGGGAGGUGAACGCCAUGCACUCCCUCAGCCACCAGAACCUGAUCCGCCUCUACGGGAUCGUCCUGACGCAGCCCAUGAAGAUGGUGACGGAGUUGGCCCCGCUGGGCUCGCUGUUGGACCGGCUGAGGAAGCGUCAGGGCCACAUCCUCAUCUCUUCGCUCUGCAACUACGCCGUGCAGGUGGCGUGCGGCAUGGCCUACCUGGAGCAGCGGCGCUUCCUCCACCGCGACCUGGCGGCGCGCAACGUGCUGCUGUCCACCAACGAGACGGUGAAGAUCGGCGACUUCGGCCUGAUGAGGGCGCUGCCGUCCCACGCCGACCACUACGUCAUGGAGGAGGGCCACAAAGUCCCUUUCCCGUGGUGCGCUCCGGAGUCCCUGAAGACUCGCACCUUCUCGCACGCGUCCGACACCUGGAUGUUCGGCGUCACCCUGUGGGAGAUGUUCACCCACGGCCAGGAACCGUGGCCGGGCCUCAACGGGAGCCAGAUCCUCCACAAGGUGGACGCGGAGGCGGAGCGGCUGUGCAAGCCGGACGACUGUCCGCAGGACAUCUACAACGUCAUGCUGCAGUGCUGGAGCCCCAAACCCGAGGACAGGCCCACCUUCGUGGCCCUCCGGGACUUCCUCAUGGAGAGCACGCCCACAGACAUGAGAGCCCUGCAGGACUCCGUUGAGGACGACAAGCUCCAAAUUCAGAUGAACGACGUCAUCACCAUCAUCGAGGGAAGGGCCGAGCACUACUGGUGGCGGGGCCAGAACCGGCGGACCCUGCGGGUGGGCCAGUUCCCUCGCCACGUGGUGACGGCGGUCACCGGACUGUCGGCGGACGACAUCAGCAGGCCCUUGAAGCACUCGUUCAUCCACACGGGCCACGGGGACGCCGACCCGCAUCGGAGCUGGGGCCACGCCGACCGCAUAGACAGUCUCUAUUUGGGGAACCCCAUGAAGCCCCCCGACGUGCUGGGAAUGGACCCUUGCAUCUCCAGGCCGACCAAACUCCCCAACCGAGCCAAGAAACAACCCCCGCCUCGGCCCCCCCAGCCCGCGGUCCUCCUCAAGAAGCCGUACUACGAUUCCGUGAUGGAGGACUACGACGACAACGAGGACGCCGCCGGCGCCGCCCGUCGCCUCCCCGCGUUGCCGACCGUGUCCCUGGGCCUGGAGCUGCGCCCGUGGGAGGGCUGCGGCGCCGGCCGGCCGGACGGCGGCGAGGUGUCGCUCAUCGACUUCACCGACGACAGCUUCAGCUCCGCCACCACGCCGUCGCCGCUCACCGAGACGCUGCCGCACGACAACGACACGCUCAAGGACACGCCGUCCAUCCUGGACUGGCCCCUCCCGCAGCCGGCCUACGACGAGGUGGCCGCAGAGCCGCAGGAGCAAUCCGAGGACCAGGAGGUGCGCUCCAUCAACAAGGGGGUGGCCGAAGAGGUCCCGGCCGCCCCCGUCGCCACGUUGGCCCGCAACCAGUCGCAGUCAGUCGACCUCUUCCAAGAACUCCAGCGAGAGGUGAUGGUGAAGCUGCAGGUUCCCAUGGCGACGGGCCGCUCCCUCCCUUCCUCGCCGCUUCCCCUGGCGCCGGCCCCGCUCGCCCCUCACCGGCAGAUCUGCCUGCCCCCGCCCUCGCCCGCCUCCGACCCGGAGGAGCGUCCCGCGCCGCCUCCCCGCAGCCCGGCCCCGCCGCUGCGCCCGGCUAAGUACGGCCCGGCGGUCGGCGCCUCCUACCCGCGCCACAGCUCCAUCUCCGUCUCCCUGGAGCUGGAGGACGGCCCCCCGCAGGUGCCGCCCCGGGACCGGGCCCUCUCGCAGCCGGGCUCGCGCUCGUCCUCGCCCCUCACCUUGGCGCCGCCGCCGCCGCCGCCGCCCCCUCCCAUGUCGGUGUCCCCUCGCCGGGCCUCCGGACUCCUGGGUCCUCUCCUGUCGUCGGCCUCUCUGGCCUCACCUCCAAGAGUGACCUCUUUAUACUCUUCCAGCUCGGCUUUGGACCCGUUGAGCCCGCGCGAGGCUCGCGGACCUUCUUCGGCGGUUGACGGUUCGCAGAGCUCCGGCCGGGCCCCGUUGCCGGAGCGACCGGCUCUGCUGGAAAGAUACGGCGCCGCCAACACGGCGACGGUCAAACCCAUGAUUCAGCAUCCGGCCCGGGCCAAGCCCAACUCCUCCCACAACAACAACAACGCCCAGCUGGACCCGAGCGUGGCGCAGGUCCGGGAGGCCGUCCACGGCGUCACGCUGGACGAGUGCGAGGCGGCCCUGCGAGCCCACGACGGGGGAGUCCCGCAGGCCAUCGACCACCUGAAGGUGGAGCAGCUGUUCCGCGUUGGCCUGCGCUCGCGGCGCGAGUGCGAAGCCCUCCUGCGACGGUGCCGGUGGAACCUGGAGGAGGCCAGCUCGCUGAUGCUGGACUCGUACGAGCCGCACCGCAGCAGGAAGUGACAGCAGGAGGUGACGGAUGACUCAUCCACACAAGGACCGGGCAAUGUUCGUCUCGGAAAAAGCAGCUGGCACCGCCCCGUGUCUCGGCUGCCGGAUUAUUUUCACGUCAUUCAUACAAUACUGCGAUUUCCUCUUCGACAAAGGUGGAAUUAAAUGUGACGCGAGAGAAUGGCAUCUCCCGAAAGUUUGUGUUUGAAAAUCAGGAAGCGUACCUGGCGUGGAAGUCUCGUUUGUCCCCCCCCCCCCACCCCUUCUCGGAUCAACCCUGUGACCAUUCCAAUUAUGGAACAAGAGUCUCUCCAACCCGACCGGCGCUCGUAUCGAUCGCAGCGCAUGGCGCCGCGUCGGAUCGGUGCGAUCCCCGGACGAGCCUUUCUGACUCGCAACAGGACCGACGACGCCGCGCGCAGCAUUGGCCGAAAACAAGAUUUGCGAUCAAUUGAAUUUGUUUGGCUCGCACCCCUCCGACGCAGACGAGCGAGACGGUCCCAAUGGGCCUCACCUGACUGGCGUAUUCGUCAAAUGGCAUUCUCGUGACGAGCAGGAGAGGAAAUUAAAUGGCUGUUAUGGCUGUUGGCCCAGGACGAAGUUGGCACGGAAAUAUUUCCAAGUACAUUCUGCCAUAUUCUUCCAUAUUUUUUUUUUUGUUUGUUUUACACGCCGCGACUCGCGCAGACUUUGUCGCCGCACCUUCUCCGGUCCAGAAUUCUGGCGCCGCGCCGGAGGUGGGAAUGAACGCGGGGACAGCAAAAGAGGCGCGAUUCGCCGAAGAGUCGGCUUCAAAUCACGGACGUGCGGAUUCCG
Messenger RNA from Syngnathoides biaculeatus (alligator pipefish), 4460 nucleotides. RefSeq names its product tyrosine kinase, non-receptor, 2a (gene tnk2a). NCBI's taxonomy places the organism in Eukaryota, Metazoa, Chordata, Actinopteri, Syngnathiformes, Syngnathidae. Gene Ontology annotation, molecular function: ATP binding; protein binding; protein tyrosine kinase activity. Gene Ontology annotation, biological process: protein phosphorylation. Bases 594 to 3656 code for a protein of 1020 amino acids. The record is from RefSeq and is a predicted model, not a curated record. The transcript is spliced from 22 exons.